This is a messenger RNA of Gallus gallus (chicken), 4510 nucleotides long. It is a transcript of the gene XYLT2, whose product is annotated as xylosyltransferase 2. The coding region runs from base 234 to 2975 and encodes 913 amino acids. Lineage: Eukaryota; Metazoa; Chordata; Aves; Galliformes; Phasianidae. Gene Ontology annotation, molecular function: protein xylosyltransferase activity. Gene Ontology annotation, biological process: heparan sulfate proteoglycan biosynthetic process; chondroitin sulfate proteoglycan biosynthetic process. The record is from RefSeq and is a predicted model, not a curated record. Gene Ontology annotation, cellular component: membrane. The transcript is spliced from 10 exons.
GGGGGCAUCAGGACAGUGCUUUGGGCAGCCAGGAACCGGCUGCAUGACAGAGCUGCUGCUCUCGUAGGCUCCGGUGCUUCUUUGGAAAAGCCCAAGACAGGAAGAGGUUGAGCAAGAGGGGAUAACAUCACCCCCUGCGUUCAGAGACCUCGUGCCCAACGUGGCAACCGUGCCGGGAGCAAAAAAUAGGCCCUGCUUUUGGGUGUCCCGGGCUGGGGGCGCAGCUGGCAGAGAUGCUCCCACCCGUCCUGCGCAGCCGCUGGGAAACGGCUCCUCGCAUCCCCGCCCUCCCCCACGUCAGUCCGCGCUGCCUCCGUGCCCCGCAGCCCCGCCGGGAGCGCAUCGCGAUGGGCCGUGGCUCAGCCCCCGCUCCCCCGUCCCACCGCAGCCCAUCACGUACUCCUGGGCACCCUCUUGAUGCAUCGUCCGCCGUAAAACACCGCUCCUUUCUCAAAGCAGCCGAUACUUUGGUGAACCCGUUGGGUAAUUCCGGGCAGCCGCGUCCCGUUGCGCCGUGUCUGGGGGUCGUUUUCCCAGGAAGGGCUGCUGCCGGGGGGAACGCGCGCAGCCCCCGCACACACGCACAAGCACGCGCACGGCCUGCUGCACGCGUGCAUGCGCAUGAGCACGCGCAGCGCGCACGGGCACCCUCAGCAGCGCGCACACGGAAGGGAAGCGCCGCACGCGCACAGACUCCCGCUCCCCGGCGGCGCAUACGCACGCGCUCCAGCACAGGCACGCGCUCUGCCCCGCGCGCGCGCUUCCCCUGCCCCUCGCGCCCGCGCGCCGUGCUCGCGCCUUUGGCCCCGCCCACCCCCGGCCGCGCGUGCGCGCCGCAGCCCGCCCCGUGGCGGCGGAGCGGCCGUGACGAUGGUGGCGAGCGCGCGGGUGCGGAAGCUGGCCCGGCGGUACCGGCUGGCCGUGGCCACGGCCCUCGCCAUCCUCCUGCUGCAGGGGCUCGUCCUCUGGAGCUCCGCCGGCCUCGACGAGGAGGGCCCGGCCGAGGGAAGGUCAGCCCUGUGAUCCAAUGGGACGAGAGCCGGCUGCAGCAGGUGCCCCCCAGCAAUCCUGUGCGCAUCGCCUACAUGCUGGUGGUGCACGGCAGGGCCAUUCGCCAGCUGAAGCGGCUCAUCAAGGCUGUGUAUCACCAGCAGCACUUCUUCUACAUCCAUGUCGACAAGCGCUCCAACUACCUCCAUCGUGAGGCAGUGGAGCUGGCCCAGCACUACCCCAACAUCCGCGUGACACCCUGGCGCAUGGUGACCAUCUGGGGAGGUGCCAGCCUGCUGAAGAUGUACCUGCGUAGCAUGAAGGACCUGCUGGAGCUGACCGAGUGGCCCUGGGACUUCUUCAUCAACUUGAGUGCCACCGAUUACCCCACGAGGACCAACGAGGAGCUGGUGAUGUUCCUGUCCAAAUACCGAGAUAAGAACUUCCUGAAGUCUCACGGCCGAGACAAUGCCAGGUUUAUCAAGAAGCAGGGUCUGGACCGGCUGUUCCACGAGUGCGACUCCCACAUGUGGAGGUUGGGUGAGCGCCACAUCCCCGAGGGCAUCGUGGUGGACGGCGGCUCCGACUGGUUCUCGCUGACCCGCAGCUUCGUGCAGUACGUGGUGUAUGCGGACGACCAGCUGGUGUCCCAGCUGCGGCAGUUCUACACCUACACGCUGCUGCCAGCCGAGUCCUUCUUCCACACGGUCCUGGAGAACAGCCACGCCUGCGAGACGCUGGUCGAUAACAACCUCCGAGUGACCAACUGGAACCGGAAGCUGGGCUGUAAGUGCCAAUAUAAACACAUAGUCGACUGGUGCGGGUGCUCCCCAAAUGACUUCAAACCCCAGGACUUCCUCCGGCUACAGCAACUCUCCAGACCCACCUUCUUUGCCCGCAAGUUUGAGUCAACGGUGAAUCAGGAGGUGCUGGAGAUCCUGGACACCCACCUGUACGGCAGCUACCCCCCCAACACGCCCGCCCUGAAGGCGUACUGGGAGAACGUCUACGACCGCGUCGAUGGGCUCAGCGGCCUCAGUGAUGUCACCCUCACCUUCUACACGGGCUUCUCCAGGCUGGGGCUCCGCAAAGCCGCGUCUGUGGGGGCACCAAAGGAGGAGAAGCUCUGCAGAUUUGAGCCCCGAGGUUUCCCAUCCAGUGUUCACUUGUAUUUCUAUGACGACCGUUUCCAGGGCUACCUGGUGAUGCAGGAAGUGCAGAACUCAGCAACUGGCCGGGCAGAGUCCCUGGAGGUGUGGAUGAUGCCCCAAGGAGCUCUGAAGCUGGCAGGUCAUGGAGGACAGGCAAACCGGUUACAGAACCUUGAGGUGGGCACAGAGUGGGACCCCAAGGAAAGGCUCUUCCGCAAUUUUGGAGGCUUGAUGGGGCCUUUUGAUGAGCCAGUGGCCAUGCAGAAGUGGUCGCGAGGCCCCAACCUGACAGCCACAGUGGUGUGGAUCGACCCCGCGUACGUUAUUGCUGCCUCCUAUGACAUCACGGUGGAUGCUGAGACAGAAUUCACCCAGUACAAACCGCCCCUGAACCGGCCUCUGCGCCCCGGCACCUGGACCAUCCGCCUGCUCCAGUUCUGGGAGCCCCUGGGGGAGAACCAAUUCUUGGUGGUGCCGCAGACCUUCAACCGCAGGCAGCCUCUCAGGAAAGAUGACAGCAGCUGGCUGCACGGAGGCCCCCCCCGCAAUGAGUACAUGGAGCAGAGCUUCCAGGGCCUGGGGGGGAUCCUGAACCUGCCGCACCCCGAGGAGGCAGAGGUGGCGGCGGCACGGAAAGCACAGCUGACGGGGCGGGCGCUGGACGAGUGGGCAGACAGUGCCAUCAGCACCUUCUGGUCCGUGGCGGACGUCUGUAUCGGCAGCGAAUCCUCCUGCUCCUCCCUGGAGAUCUGCAGCAAAACCUCCUGGAGCUCACUGUCCCCAGACCCCAAAUCAGAACUGGGGCCCGUCAAACCCGAUGGGCGGCUGAGGUAGCAGGAGCAGCCGGGGGGCGGCGUCGGGAGCGAGGGGCAUCCUGCAUCACUGCCCCAGGAGGGGCUCCAGAGCGCAUCACCCCGUGCGAUUCACACCGUAGUUACUUGAGGAAGAGAACAGAGGAAGUGCCGGGCUGAGGGGAUCCUCCUGUGGGUUUCUUUUGGAGGAGGGGGAGGUCUUGCCCAUCUCCCCCAGGAACGGGCACUUGCUGGCCAGGGGGAGCGUGCUGGGGUGCCCAUCACCGUGGGGCCGGGAGCUGCGUGGUUCUCAAUCCAGGCCUUGGUGUCCUGGGAAGGGCUGAUGGAGAAGGAGGGAAGAAGGCUCAGCACCCUGCCCUGCCCAGGCUGGAUCUCUGCAGGAUCAGGCCCUGUGCUGUGGGCUGCUCCCCUGGGAGGCUGGCAGGGGAUUCCAGGAUAGGGCGAUAGGGACGGACGGGCAGGAGCAGGAUAGGUCAAAGCCUGCCACGUGCAUGGAGCUGCUGCUGGCCCAGGGCUUGCAUCUCACCCCCUCGACUCCAGCCCUUUAGUUUGUAUUUUUAUAAAUAUAUAUAGAAAUAUAUAUGAUGCAAAGUGCAAUAGGGACGAGACCCCGUGUUGGCCGGGAUGUCCUCGUGUCUCCAUGUCCCCUGAGACUGUAACAUACCUUGUUCUCUUGGCUGUCGUGGUGCUGCAGGACAGGGUGCUGGGUUGUUUACAUUUUUAUUAUUAUUAUUGUUUUGCUGUUUACCAUUUCCUGCUGGGGGCUGAGGACGGACCGCAUCGUGCUGCCCUCAGGGCAGCUGCCCGACUGUGCCAAACGUUUGGAGCUGCCCGCGUUUGCUGUGCGGUGGCUCAGAGGGCGGAUUGAGCCCGAGAAGCCGCUGUGGGAUGUUGUGGUCUCCGUCUGUGCUCCACCCACAGCUGCGGGGCGGGCGGGAUGCGCCUCCUGCCAAAAUGCAGUGCGAUGGCAGCUGCCCCGUGCCACAGCCCGUCGGCCCUGCCCGCUCUUUUCUCCUGGGUCAGCAGAAGCUCUCAGGAUCUGCUGUGCUUCCCUGGCUACAAAGCAAAGGAACGAGCGAGAUCCGGCCGGCUCCAUCCGCACUGUGCUGCUUCUGCUUCCCCCGCCCGAGGGAGCGGCGGCGCGCCCCGUUCCCACCCACCUCCCGGCGUGGGCACCGUCUGUACCGUUCCUCUCCGAGACCGACCCUCGCGGGACGGCUGGGUCCAGUUUGCCACCCUGAGGAGCUGCUCCGCGUGUGGAACUGCGGCUGGAGUUCGUGAGCAGCCCGAGGACGGACACUGCCUGUGCUGGGGGGGGUGGGGGGGAGCUGCUGCGGAUAGGGUCGCCCGCUCAGCACCUCCUGAGCCCCGUGUCGCCUUCCCCCCCCCCGCACCCCGGGCUCUGCGGCUGCUCGCCCUCUUCCCCCACUCUGCAGCUGCCGGAGCUGCGGGUACGCGCCGGGCCGGCACCGUUCGGAGCGCCAAAAUCUGUGUCGGGAGCGUUAUGUAAAGUUACCUUAAAUAUGCAACAUCUCCACAAAUAUAUCUAUAUCUCUA